Acaulospora colombiana is the source of this 288-nucleotide messenger RNA. The record is from the annotation of a GenBank genome assembly. Lineage: Eukaryota; Fungi; Glomeromycota; Glomeromycetes; Diversisporales; Acaulosporaceae.
AUGACGAUCGAUCAUAAAGUUGGAUUCAAAGGUGAUUUGUUCCUUGUAGUCCUCAUGGGUAUAAGGAGGGAGAGGUGGGAGGAGGCAAAAUUACGCCAAACAUACAAUCUCCAAAAGUUGACUGGUGUUCAGGGGGUUUCGACACAAAGCAAGAGUGGACUUGAUCUUUACCAGCGGCUUGCCACAAACGGAUACUUUGAUGUAUAUUUCCACGAGAAUCAUCAGAGAUACUACUUGAAACACGGUCAAGUCUGGAUGAAGGACUUUAGCGACCUGGAAAGACCCUGA